UUGUCUUGGGUUCAUAUUAUUUUGACUCUAAUUGGGCAUCAACGAUACAAUAUUACGCUAAUGAGUUCUGGAUUUCAGUUAUGGUGCAACUACAAAGAUGAUGUUUCCGAUUAGAAGGAGAGAUUAUUAUGGGGAGGUUCCUCAUUGGAUUUGUAUUGCCUUUUCUUCUCUUGAUAGCUGCUUUGCUAAAUCGGAGUUUGAUAUCUCUGAUUGAUCUGAUAACCUUUCUCCUAAUUCAAUAUGCAGCUCCAGAAAUAGGUUUUCAGUUUCAAUGGCAAUCUCUUUUAUCAUGGUAUACACUUAUCUUUUCAUCGGUAACUAUACUAGCACAUUCCAUAUUUUACAUUGUUUGGAUUGUGAAUGGAGACCAAUGGAGCAUUUCUGAUGCUCAAUGGGCAAAGCUAAUCGGUUUCGAAAGAGAUCAGUCGUCGAGCUUUCCGUCUGUAAUAUAUUUCUUGAUAGUACAAAUACUAGCAGCUUUAGUUGCAUUAUUUGAAAUACGCGAUAGUAGAUUUGGCAUGGAUUCACAGAGAGAUGCAUUUUGGGGUGAUCUAUAUUCCUUUGUAAUGCAGAUAGGUUCCCAUCUCAGGGUUUUAUGCUGCUUAUUGUUGCCUGCUGUACAACUUGUUGUGGGAAUCAGUCAUCCCUCUUGGGCUUCUUUACCAUUUUUUAUUUGCAGUAGUAUUGGACUUAUUGAUUGGUCUUUAACAAGCAACUUUCUUGGCCUUUUCAGGUCUUGGAGGUACCUUUUGUUAUAUGCUGGCUUGAACAUCAUCUUGCUCUAUAUAUACCAACUCCCUGUUGAGUAUUCUGGGAUCUUUGGGUGGCUGGCUAAUUUCAUUGGGCUCUAUAAGAUAUCUACUAAGUCAGAGUGGUCGGAAAUUUGUUCUGGUCUUUCUCUUUUAGUCUUUUAUGUCAUUCUAUCUUGGAUUAGAUGUGAUCUCAUAGAAAUGGAUUUCAUCAUGUCAAUGAGAGCAAGCAACUUGACUAAGCAACUUCUUCCUUCAAAGCAUUCUUUCUUUAUUCGUGAAUCGAGAUCUGGUGUUAGGCACUCUAAUAUUUUGCUGAGAGGACCAAUUUUACGGACUUUUGGUAUUAAUUAUUUUACUUAUGGUUUUCCGAUUUCCUUGCUUGCUCUUUCCUUAUGGAGUUUCCACUUUGCAAGUCUCUAUGCAUUCGGACUUCUUGCAUAUGUUGGCUAUAUUCUGUAUAUCUUCCCCUCGAUGUAUCACUUGCAUCGCUUGAAUGGGUUGCUUCUUGUUUUGAUUCUCUUGUGGGCUGUUAGCACAUACAUAUUCAACAUAGCUUUCACGGCCCUUAAUAAGGAGAAAUGGGAGGACAUGGAGAUUUGGGAAACUAUCGGUCUAUGGCACUACCCUAUUCCUGGAUUUUAUCUAUUGGCACAAUUUAGCCUUGGGGUUCUUGUUGCAUUGAGUAAUCUUGUGAACAAUUCCGUUUUCCUAUACUUAUCUGAGAAGGAUGGACCUUCUUCGAGUGAUGAUUCCACUUUAGAUGACACUGAAGAAACUAAAGUAUUAAUUGUAGCUACAAUAGUAUAUGGACUGCGCAAAAGUUCUCGAGCUAUGGCGCUUUUGCUAUUAUUCCUUAUUGCAUUGAACCCUGGCCUCAUCCCUGCCUUAUACAUGGCGUUUUUCUUGAUAUUUCUAUUAAGCCAACAUGUAGGUACGAAAAUACGGCAUUGCCUAAUUCUUUUAUGUGAGGCACAUUUCACACUGUUAUAUCUUCUUCAGCUUAAUCUAAUAUCUUCCACCUUGGAGAAGAAAGGCUCAAUUGCAGAGAAAAUUCUUUCGCAAUUAGGUUCCUUUAAACAUGUUAAUUCUGGAGACUUCCUGAAGAUCGCUGUGCUUGCUUGCUGUUCUGCCAUUCAUAAUCACGGUUUUGAAAUGUUGCUUUCAUUUUCAGCGAUAGUUCAACACACUCCUUGCCCUCCGAUAGGAUUUAGCAUCUUGAGAGCUGGUUUGCUCAAAUCUGUCAUUUUGACGGUUUAUACCUCAAGAUCAAGAAAGACCCCGACAAUAAACUUUUCUCAUGAGAGAAAGAUAGGAUUGUAUCUGAAUGCUAUUGGUCAGAAGUUUCUUUUGAUAUAUCGACCAUGUGGAGCUUAUAUUGUCUUUCUCACGAUCCUUCUUACAGUUUACGUAGUAAUACCUAACUAUUCUUCAUUUGGUUACCUAUUCUUCCUUCUAAUGUGGAUCACCGAAAGACAACUCGUAGGGAAGACGGUAAAGCGCCUUUGGCUACCCCUGAAAGUUUAUGCCAUUGCAGUGUUUGUGUUCAUUUAUGGGUUAAGUGCGUUCUCUUGGCUUCAGGAAUGGUUGUCAGGGUUGGUUAAGCUUUCUUCAGCCUUUGGUUAUAACCCAGAAGCUUCAAUGUUGAAUAACAUUUGCGAGUCCUUAGCUGUAUUAAUUGUGAUGCAGCUACAUAGUUAUGAGAGGAGGCAAAGCGAAAACUUUGCGCCAAGGGAUGACAUGCCAAAAACUGAUAGUUUUAGUUUUCUCAAGCGCUUUCUAAUUUGGCAUAGUGAAAAGAUACUAUAUCUUGCUGUAUUUUAUGCAUCUUUGUCUCCGAUUAGUGCAUUAGGGUUUUCCUAUCUUUUCGGAUUAGUCAUUUGUAUGGUUUUGUCAAAAAACUCUCAGAUCCCUUCGAAACUCCUUCUAGUUUAUACUGCAUUGCUUGUGAUGAUUGAGUAUCCUUUUCAGAUGUGGGGUUACCAGGCUGAGAUGUUCCCUGGUCAAAAACACUAUUCAGUUUCAUUUUUCCUCGGCUUGCAGGUGUAUGAACCUGGUUUCUUCGGUGUAGAAUCUGGCUUGAGAGGAAAAGUGCUGGUUAUUAUUGCGUGUAUUCUGCAGCACAAUGUCUCUCAAUGGUUUGAAAAGAUGCCUUGCAACUUUAUAAAUGAAGGAUGGUUGCAGGACUCUUGUGAUUUGUUUAUUGCAACCGAAAUAGCCUCAAAUGAAGCCACCGUUUUUACCAGAGGAAAAUUUUUAGAUGUCAAUCUGCUAUUAAGCAAAAUGAAAAAUACCAGAAGCUAUUCAUGUCCAUCUCUUAAGACUAGCUUUUCUCGAGGUAUGGAUCCUGUAGGAGGCAUUGAAGGAAGAAACUAUACAAACAGGCGCUCACAGGAAAGUUCCUACAAUAACCUUAGAUGGAAGAGAAAGCAAAUUCAUGUGUUGAAAAAGGAGAGGUUGGCAAUGCAAAAGGCUAGUCUGAAAGUUUAUAUCAAGUUCUGGGUAGAGAAUAUGUUUAAUCUCUUUGGCCUCGAGAUUAACAUGAUUGCUUUGCUUCUUGCCAGCUUUUCCGUGCUGAAUGCUAUAUCUUUGCUUUACAUUGCAUCUCUUGCUGCUUGCAUUCUUUUGCCCCGGGACAUCAUAAGUAAACUGUGGCUAUUAUUCGUUUUCUUGUUUGCCUCUGUUAUCACCCUCGAGUAUAUGGCUUUUUUUCUGAAUCUUACUUCUUGGAUGCAUCUUUACCCGACUAAGGCUGAAGUGCUUUGCGACGACUGUUGGAGAAGUUCCCAUAUCCAUUUUGACUAUUGCCAGAAGUGUUGGCUAGGUCUCGCAGUAGAUCAUCCCAGAAUGCUUAUCAGUUAUUAUGCGGUAUUCAUGUUUUCUUGUCUUAAACUUCAUGCGGAUCGCUUGUCAAGUCUCUCGGGGUUUCAGACAUAUAAACAAAUGAUGUUUCACUCAAAAGAAGUAUCGGGUCUGAGUGAUCUCUCAUUUGAAACAAAAGUCUUGUGGACAUUUCUUGACUACCUGAGGCUUUACAGUUAUUGUCACUUACUGGAUCUUGUGCUUGCUUUGAUUUUGAUCACUGGAACACUAGAGUAUGAUAUUCUUCACCUUGGAUACCUUGGAUUUGCGCUAGUUUUCUUCCGGAUUAGACUUCAAAUACUAAAGAAGAAGAAUAGUAUCUUCAAAUUCUUGCGGAUUUACAAUUUUGCUCUUAUUGUCCUUAGCCUUGCAUACCAGUCUCCUUUUCUAGGCGGUUUUUGUGAGGGGGAAUGCGAAAUAGAUCAGAUCAACAAAGUGAUCGGGUUGCACAAAUACGGAUUUCAAGUUACAUCCAGAUUUGCCCUUGUUGAGGUUAUAAUAUUCAUUCUGAUUUCACUUCAGUCAUACAUGUUUUCAUCCUUGGAGUUUGACUAUGUAUCGAAAUAUAUUGAAGCAGAAAAGAUUGGUGCUUUAGUUCGUGAGCAGGAGAAGAAGGCUGCUUGGAAGACUGCACAUUUGCAACAGAUACGUAAAUCCGAGGAACAAAAGCGCAUGCGUAAUCUACAAGUUGAAAAAAUCAAAUCAGAGAUGCUCAACUUGCUGAUCCAACUUCAAAGUAUGAGCACCAUUAAUUGUGGUAACACCUUUCCUGAAAGCAAAAUCAAGAGAAACCAGAAUUUUUCAGUAAACUCAAAUCUUUCUCAAACUGCCCCCGAAAAACGAGAUGCCGAUUUGUCAUUUACUUAUGAUAUGAAUGGAUCUCCUAUAAGUGAAAGAACUGGAGUUCUGUCUGUAGAGGACUCCAGACAGCAGUCAAUCGAUUCAAUGUUCGAGAUCAAUGAACUACAAGAUACAGUUAACGAUAACACAUUCCUUAAUUCCCAUACAAGGCCACAGGAAAAAUACGUAGGCAAGAGAAGCCAACUCGCGUCAGCAGUACAACUGAUAGGUGAUGGGGUUUCACAGAUGCAGUCUCUUGGUAGUAUGGCAGUCAUGAAUCUAGUGAACCUCUUGAACAUUGAACACGAAAAGGAGGAUUUAUCUGAUAAUUCUUCAGACGAUGAGGUAUAUUAUGAGGUAGAGAACGAUUUUGGUAUUGAACAUGUUGAAAAAACACAUUCGAUGGUAUCUGAUACUGAUAGGAACAGGUUCAAUGUUUCACGCUGGCAAAUCAGGAUCAUAUUACACCAUAUUUGGGAACAAAUGAGAUCAAAUAACAAUGUUGUUUGUUACUGUUGCUUUAUCCUGAUUUUCCUAUGGAAUUUUAGUUUGCUUUCCAUGGUUUAUCUGGUUGGUCUCUUCUUAUAUGCUCUCUGCGUAAAUACCGGUCCAAGCCACAUGUUCUGGGUUAUUAUGCUAAUUUACACCGAGGUCUGUAUUUUGCUUCAAUACUUAUACCAAAUUAUCAUCCAACAUUUCGGGAUGAUUUUCGAAGCCGGGUUGAUUAGGGAUUUGGGGUUUCCGUCAUUCAAGAACAUGUCAUCUUUUGUGAUCAUCCAUUGGCCUCUAUUUUUAGUGUAUUUGUUUACUCUCUUACAGUAUGCCAUAACUACCAAUGAUGGAGAAUGGACAGCGGCAGCUGAGUUCAGCUUUACUACAGAAAGUCAGUACCAGGACACGGCUGCAUAUGAUUUUGGAUUUAUCAAGAGAAUAAAGAGACUGCUUUUACGUAUAAGGAACACAACAGAAGUGUUGAUUCGAAACCUUUACAGGUAUUGGAUAUCAUUGACACAAGAAUCCGAAACUCCUCCUUACUUUGUGCAACUAUCUAUGGAAGUCAACUCACCAUCUGGGGAUGGCAUUCAACCUGAGACAAUUGAAUCAAAAAUGAACAAGUUGCUGCAGAUUCUGCAUGAUAGAAGAUGCAGAGACAACCUCAAUAUGUAUCCUGCAAGUAGGGUUCGAGUUCAAAGCAUUGAACGAAGUCCGGAAAAUUUUAACGUUGCCCUGGUUGUUUUCGAGGUGUUAUAUGCCUCCCCUUCAGAAGGUUCUUCCGUCAAAGAAUGGCAAAGGUCGUUAACUCCGUCUGCCGAUGUAACCAGUGAGAUUCUAGAAGCUUACCAUGCUGAUAUUUUUAGAGAAAUACAGUUCCCUUACACAAUACUUUCGGUAAUCGGUGGAGGUAAGAAACAGAUAGACCUAUACGCCUAUGUAUUUUGUGCAGAUUUAGUCGUCUUCUUCUUGGUGGCAAUUUUCUACCAAUCAGUCAUAAAAAAUAACAGUGAGUUCCUCGAAGUUUAUCAGCAUGAAGAUCAAUUCCCGAAAGAGUUCGUAUUUAUCUUAAUGGUUAUCUUUUUCUUGAUAGUGCUGGAUCGUAUCAUUUACCUUUGUUCAUUUGCAACUGCCAAAGUUAUAUUCUAUCUUUUCACACUUUUCCUCUUCACGUACUCCGUCACGAACUACGCUUGGCAAAUGGUGCCUUUGGAUAGACAUGCCGGGAAGUUUGCACUUCGUGCUAUCUACCUCACGAAGCUGAUCUCUCUGGCUCUGCAGGCCAUACAAAUCCGAUUCGGGAUUCCACAUGAAAGCAGUCUGUAUAGGCAAUUCCUAACAAGUAGCAUUUCUCAAACAAAUUACUUGGGUUUCCGAAUUUAUCGUGCUCUCCCAUUCCUUUAUGAACUCCGUUGUGUACUUGAUUGGUCUUGCACAACUACAUCUUUAACCAUGUAUGAUUGGUUGAAGUUGGAAGAUAUCUAUGGAAGCUUGUUUCUUGUCAAAUGCGAUGUGGAUCUAAAUAGAGCUAAACACCAACAGGGAAAAAAACAGACAAAACUGACUAAGUUUUGCAGUGGCAUUUGCUUGUUCUUCAUACUGAUUUGUGUCAUAUGGGCCCCGAUGCUGAUGUACAGCAGUGGUAACCCAACAAACAUUGCAAACCCCAUCAGGGAAGCCAGUGUUCAGGUCGAUAUUGAGACGAGUAGCGGAAAGCUUACAUUGUUUGAGACCACUUUGUGUGAAAGGAUCUCAUGGAACAAAGUAAAGCACAAACAUCUCGAUCUCGAUCCGCAAGGCUACUUAGACAAUUACAACGAAGUAGACAUUCAACUGAUAUGUUGCCAAGCUGAUGCAAGCAAAGUAUGGCUUGUUCCUCCGGUCGUCCAAUCCCGAUUUAUUGAAUCUCUUCACCGGAGCAUGGGAAUUAUUUUCUCUUGGCAAUUUAUGAGAAAUAGACCGAAAGGGAAGGAAGUUGUGAAACAUCAGUUACUUGUUGAAGAUGAUGAUCUUCCUACACCUGCAGAAGUAAUGCAAGUUCUUAAUGGAACUGCCAAUAGUUUCAGGAUCUUUAACAUCUAUCCAAAAUAUUUCCGGGUUACCGGUUCUGGUGAUUUGCGGUUUCUCGAACAGUCGGUUGAUAAGGUUAGUGGGGAUCUUAUUCUCAAUCAUGGAAAUCCAGAAUGGUGGUCUUUUAAGGACAUUGAUGUAUCAAGUGGAACCGGAUGCUGUGACUUUGCUGGACCAAUGGCCAUUAUUGUAUCCGAGGAAACACCACAGGGCAUUCUUGGGGAUACACUGAGCAAAUUCAGCAUUUGGGGUCUUUACAUUACUUUUGUGCUGGCUGUUGGCCGUUUCAUCAGACUCCAGUGUUCUGAUCUCAGAAUGAGAAUACAAUUUGAGAACCUUCCUUCUUGUGACAGGUUGCUUGCAAUAUGUGAGGACAUAUAUGCAGCAAGAGCAGAGGGUGAGCUUGAGGUUGAAGAUGUUCUUUACUGGACACUUGUCAGCAUCUAUCGAUCUCCACAUAUGCUGCUCCAGUACACUAAGCCUGACUAA
This is a messenger RNA of Hibiscus syriacus, 7502 nucleotides long. RefSeq names its product piezo-type mechanosensitive ion channel homolog. Bases 129 to 7502 code for a protein of 2457 amino acids. NCBI's taxonomy places the organism in Eukaryota, Viridiplantae, Streptophyta, Magnoliopsida, Malvales, Malvaceae. The transcript has 21 exons. The record is from RefSeq and is a predicted model, not a curated record.